AUGGCAAAGCAGACUCCUACACAGAGAGUCGAUGCCUAUAUCAAGAAGCAAGAAAGGCGGGAGGAGGCCUUGGACUUGAUCAACAAAAUCGCUGCGCUACAGAACCAAGUGCCUAAUAUCAGUACUAAGAACGAGCCAAAGAAAAAAGAGAGUGAAGAAGGGGAUUCUAAAAGCAAAAAGAAGAAAAAUAAAAAAAAGAAGAAGAAGGCUACCAAUGAAGAAAAUGUUGGUGAUGGUGGUGAUGAUGAUACUGCUGAUCUGAAGGGAAAUGAAGCCUUAAUUCCUGAAAAAAAAUCGACAUUUAUUGAUAAUAGAGGAAGUAUCAAAGGUUUUGCAAAUAUCCCGAAAGUCAACAAGAAAAAGAGAUCUUAUACUUGGAGAGAAAAGCUAGCUGAAGAAGAGCGAAAGAGAAGAAAGGUUGAAGAGGAUGAAUAUUUUGAUUCAACUGAUGAUGAAGGUUCAGAUGAAAUUGAGGAAGAUGAAGACAAUGAAGAAGCUGAAGACAAUGAAGAUUUCAAUGGUUUCAGUGAUGCUGAUAAUAAUGGCUCUGGAACAGAUGAAGGGGAAAGUGACAAUAGCGAAGGAGAUGAUGAAGAUGAUGAAGAUGAUGAAGAUGAUGAAGAAGAUGAGCUUACUGAAAGACAACGUCUCAAGACUCUUAAUGAAAAGGCUUCCAGUUUUAUGAAUUGGGUGGAACAACAAACCGAAAAGCUGGCACCAACCCCAAUAUUAAACAUUGACUAUCAACCACUCGAAAGAUCUGAAGAUAAAGAAGUUCUUAGUGAUGAAGAGCAGGUGAAAAUCUAUGAAGUAUCAAAUGAUGACGUAAAGCCAGCAUUCUACGUUAAUGUUGAAAGAGACUCGGAAAUUCAAGAAACUCGUGAAGAGUUGCCAGUGUUCAAAAAGGAACAUGACAUAAUGGAAGCCAUCAAGCAUAAUGACACGGUGAUCAUUUGUGGGGAAACUGGUUCAGGUAAAACCACCCAGUUGCCGCAAUUUUUAUUCGAGUCGGGGUUUGGUGAUGAAAGAUCAGAACAUCCAGGAAUGAUUGGGAUCACUCAACCUAGAAGAGUUGCGGCGAUGUCCAUGGCCGACAGAGUGUCCAAUGAAUUGGGGAACCACGGGCAUAAAGUUUCUUACCAAAUUCGUUUUGAUUCCAACGUCAAACCCGACACCAAAGUGAAGUUCAUGACCGAUGGGGUUUUACUUCGUGAGAUGAUGUCUGAUUUCCUUUUGACCAAAUAUAGUGCGCUUGUUAUUGACGAAGCCCAUGAAAGAAACAUCAACACUGACAUUUUGAUUGGGAUGUUGAGCCGGGUGGUCAAGCUUCGAGCUAAAAGAAAUGAAGAGAAUCCUAAGAAAUAUAAAAAAUUGAAGUUGAUUAUCAUGUCUGCCACUUUAAGGGUUUCGGAUUUUGCAGAAAAUCAGAAAUUAUUUGCGGUUCCUCCGCCGAUUCUUAAAGUUGAAGCAAGAAUGUACCCGGUGGCGGUUCAUUUCAACAAGAAAACCCCGUACGAUUAUGUGAAUGAGGCGUUCCGGAAAACUUGUAAAAUUCAUCAGAAAUUACCUAGAGGAGGGAUUUUGAUUUUCAUGACCAGUCAACAAGAAAUCAUGGAGUUGGUGAAGAAGUUAAGACAAAGAUUCCCAAUGCCAAAUAAACGUCAUAAGAAACAAUUGAAAAAUGAAGCAGAAGAAGCAGAAGAAACAGAAGAAGUAAAUGUCGAAAUAAAGGUUAGUUCCAAAGAGGUUGAGGUGGAAGAUGAAGAAAUUGAAUUCAACGUUAAUGAACAAGAUAAAGAUGAUUUUGAUGAAGGCGAUGACGAAGAUGAUGAGGAAGAAGAAGGGUUUGACGAAGAGCUUGAAGAAGGACAGACUUCCGAAGAUCCAUUAUACGUCUUGCCAUUAUACUCGUUGCUUCCAACUAAAGAACAAAUGAAAGUGUUUGAAGCUCCUCCAGGAAACGCCAGAAUUUGUAUUGUGGCAACAAACAUUGCUGAAACAUCAAUUACCAUCCCAAACACCAAGUAUGUUGUGGAUUGCGGACGGUCUAAACAGAAAGUAUUGAGCAAAACUUCGGUGCAAAGUUAUGAAGUUUCGUGGAUUAGUCAGGCGUCAGCCGAACAAAGAUCGGGUAGAGCUGGUAGAACCGGGCCUGGGCAUACUUAUAGAUUAUACUCGUCGGCGAUAUUCGAUGGGUUUGACCGAUUCUCUGUCCCGGAAAUUUUGAGAAUGCCGAUUGAAAGUGUGGUGUUACAAAUGAAGAGUAUUGGGAUCGACAAUAUUUCUAAUUUUCCAUUCCCAACGGCGAUUAAUCCACAGGCGUUGAUUAAAGCCGAGAAAUUAUUACAGUAUUUGGGAGCGCUUGAUGAAAAGAAGGUGAUCAGCCAAGUUGGCCGUCAAAUGAGUUUGUUCCCAUUGAGUCCAAGGUUCGCGAAGAUGUUGCUUACAGGUAACCAGUUUGAUUGUUUGUCAUAUAUCAUCACUAUUGUGUGUGCGUUAUCUGUUGGGGAUCCAUUCUUAUCAGAAGUUGACUUGGGAAUUGAUCACAAUUUGUUGAAUGGCAAUAAUGAAGAAGGUGAAGAUGAAGAUGAACAAUUGAAUGCCGCUGAGUAUAAUAAGAAAAUGGCGAGAAAGGAAAAAAUGAGAGAAACUUUGGAGAAGUAUAGAAAAGCCCAUGCGAAAUUUUCAGGAUUAAGCGAGACUAGUGAUGCCCUUAAAGUGUUGUGUGCGGUUUCUGCUGCGGAUUAUUUUAAAGAUUCUGCUAAGAAGGAAAAAUUCCUUAGAGAAAACUUUCUCAGAUCGAAGAUUGUUGAAGAAAUUACCAAGUUGAGAAAACAGUUGCUUUACAUUGUGAAGGUUAAUACCGUUGAAGAAAGUAUUGGGGUGAAUAUUGAUUAUUCAAAAGAGUUGAAAUUGCGACCACCAAAUAAAAACCAAAUCUUUGCCAUCAAGCAGAUCAUCACCACAGGGUUCAUUGAUCAUAUCGCCAUCCGUGCCGACGUGAUCAAUCCGGAUGUUCGUAUCACCAAGAAAUCGACGAGUGGUUCUAUUCCUUACAGUACGUUGUUUCUGGCAGUUGAUAGUUUUGACAAUGGUCAAGAAGACAUUGAUCCGCAUGUUUACAUCCACGGGAAGUCGGUGCUUAACAAUAUCGGAAGCAAGCCGCCACAAUAUUUGGUGUACCAAUCGCUUGAUCUCAAUGCCACAAGGACCAAGGUCAGAAUGCACCCGUUGACGGAUAUCGAGGGCAAGGCGUUAACGAACAUUGCUAAAGGAACCCCGUUGUUGAGCUACUCCAAGCCGUUGGGACCACCGUACGGUCCAGAAAUGGUAAGCGCCACCAAACAGAAAGCUUACGUGAUUCCUCGGUUUGGCGGGCUCGGAAGUGCUGUCAGCUGGGACCUACCUCCGGUGCGGGUGGUCCAGCACAGAGUGCGAGGCCAGUGGGUGACCAAGUAG
This is a messenger RNA of Saccharomycopsis crataegensis, 3459 nucleotides long. RefSeq names its product ATP-dependent RNA helicase ECM16 (gene ECM16). Lineage: Eukaryota; Fungi; Ascomycota; Saccharomycetes; Ascoideales; Saccharomycopsidaceae. The record is from RefSeq and is a predicted model, not a curated record. Gene Ontology annotation, cellular component: intracellular anatomical structure; nucleolus. Gene Ontology annotation, molecular function: ATP binding; RNA binding; helicase activity. Gene Ontology annotation, biological process: maturation of SSU-rRNA from tricistronic rRNA transcript (SSU-rRNA, 5.8S rRNA, LSU-rRNA). The transcript has a single exon. Bases 1 to 3459 code for a protein of 1152 amino acids.